AUGGCGGAGGGCGCCCCUGACGAUGAGACGCUCGAGCUCACGCCCACAUGGAUCCUUGCGAUCGUCUGUGCCCUGAUGGUGGUCAUCUCCAUGGCCGCGGAACGCGGCCUGCACUACCUUGGCAAGAAGUUGAAGCGCAAUAACCAGAAACCGCUGUACGAGGCCGUCCUCAAGGUCAAAGAAGAGCUGAUGCUUCUCGGCUUCAUCUCCCUGCUGCUGACGGUGUGUCAAGGGAUGAUCGAGGAGAUCUGCAUUCCUCCUGACUGGAGAAUGCAUAUGCUGCCAUGCAAAAGACAGGAGGUGGCGCCCGCAAAGGAGCAUUUAGUUGCAACCCAGAUCAUUGGCAGAAUCGGGAGGCGGCUACUCAGCAAGGAUGCAACGGGAGCCGAGACCUGCAGGCAGAAGGGAAAAAUUCAGCUGAUGUCCCUUGAAUCUGUGCAUCAGUUGCAUGAGUUCAUAUUUGUGCUGGCUAUUACACAUGUCGUAUUCAGUGCUUUGACAAUACUUUUAGGAGGUGCAAAGAUGCAUCAAUGGAAACAGUGGGAGGAGGAUGCUAUUCAGAAAGAUACUGCAGGAAACGGGCCCAAGAAGGUGACCCUUGUACAGAAUUCCGAAUUUGUCAAGGAAAAUUUUAAGGGUAAUGACAAAUAUUCUAGAGUAUUGAGUUGGCUGCAUUGUUUUUUCAAGCAAUUCUACAGAUCAGUAAGUAAAACUGAUUACAGGACAAUGCGUCUUGGUUUUAUCAUGGCCCACUGCCCUGGGAACCUGAAAUUUGAUUUCAAUGAAUACAUGUUGCGGGUUUUGGAGUCUGAUUUUAAGGUGGUGGUUGGCAUAAGCUGGUACUUGUGGGUUUUCGUGGUGAUAUUUCUGUUGCUGAAUAUAAACGGCUGGAACACAUACUUUUGGAUUGCAUUCCUUCCCCUUAUUCUUCUGUUGGCUGCUGGGACUAAAUUAGAGCACGUCAUAGCUCAGUUAGCCCGGGAUGUCGCUGAGAAGCACUCCGCUCUCGAGGGUGAUUUGAUUGUAAAGCCAUCAGAUGACCACUUCUGGUUUGGGCGGCCGAGGAUUGUCUUAUUCCUGAUCCACUUUAUCCUCUUCCAGAACGCCUUCGAGAUUGCAUUUUUCUUCUGGAUACUGACCACUUAUGGAUUCAACUCGUGCAUCAUGGGGCAUGUAGGUUUUAUUGUGCCGAGGCUUGUUAUUGGGGUCAUUAUUCAGCUUCUCUGCAGCUACUGCACUCUGCCUCUGUAUGCAGUUGUAACACAGAUGGGAAGCUUCUACAAGAAGGAGAUCUUUAAUAAGCAUGUCCAGCAGGGUGUUCUGUCUUGGGCUCAGAAGGCUAAGAUGAAGAAGGCAUUGGAGAAGAGCAAUGGCACAGCAGAAUCAACGAGCACUGUUGAUUCAGCAGGGCCUUCUACUAAGAUUGAAAUGAUGAAACCAGCAACGCGGGAAGGCAAUGAUGAUUCAGCAGGGCCUUCUACUAAGAUUGAAAUGAUGAAACCAGCAACGCGGGAAGGCAAUGAUGAUUCAGCAGGGCCUUCUACUAAGAUUGAAAUGAUGAAACCAGCAACGCGGGAAGGCAAUGAUGACGGUGAAAUCAUAGAAUGGAGCCGUGUUGUCUAG
Molecule: messenger RNA, 1623 nt
Organism: Triticum turgidum subsp. durum (durum wheat)
Lineage: Eukaryota; Viridiplantae; Streptophyta; Magnoliopsida; Poales; Poaceae
Source: the annotation of a GenBank genome assembly